Triticum dicoccoides is the source of this 1425-nucleotide messenger RNA. RefSeq names its product GDSL esterase/lipase At5g45910-like. The record is from RefSeq and is a predicted model, not a curated record. Bases 49 to 1188 code for a protein of 379 amino acids. The transcript has a single exon. Lineage: Eukaryota; Viridiplantae; Streptophyta; Magnoliopsida; Poales; Poaceae. Gene Ontology annotation, molecular function: hydrolase activity, acting on ester bonds.
GGUAGAUCUAGCGCGUGUAUGUAAUAAGAUCGACUGACGGGGACGGCCAUGGCUCGGCGAACCACUAGCGUCACUGCCGCCGCCGGCCUCCUAAUCCUCGGCGCCAGUUGCGUCUUCCUGCUCUCGGCCGCGGACGGCGACGGCGGGACAAUGCGGUACAACGCCAUGUUCAACUUCGGCGACUCGCUGUCGGACACGGGCAACCUCUGCGUGAACAAGUCGGCGGCGGAGGAGCUCCUGCUCACCUUCGCCAACCCGCCCUACGGCAUGACCUACUUCGGCCACCCCACCUGCCGCUGCUCCGACGGCCGCCUCGUCGUCGACUUCCUCGCAAAGUCGCUCGGCCUCCCUUUUCUUCCCCCGUCCAAGCUCCCCGGCGCCGACUUCCGGAAGGGCGCCAACAUGGCCAUCGUGGGCGCCACGGCGCUGGACUUCGACUUCCUCAAGUCCAUCGGCCUCGGCUACCCGAUCUGGAACAACGGCGCCAUCAACGUGCAGCUCCAGUGGUUCCGCGACCUGCUCCCCCGCGUCUGCGGGACACCGCAGAGCUGCAGGCCCUACCUCGCCAAGUCCCUCUUCCUCCUCGGCUCCAUCGGCGGCAACGACUACAACGCGAUGCUCUUCUUCGGGUUCAACGUCAGCCGCGCCAAGAGCUACACCCCCAACGUGGUCGACAACAUCGCCGCCGCUGUGGAGAGGCUGAUCGAGUUGGGCGCGGUGGACAUCGUGGUGCCGGGGACGCUGCCCAUCGGGUGCGUCGCGAUCUACCUCACCAUUCUCCCGAGCGGCGACAAGUCGGACUACGACGAGCACGGCUGCCUGAAGCCGCUCAACGAUCUCGCCACGUACCACAACUCGCUGCUCCAGGACAGGCUCAAUCGCGUCCGCGCCAGGCACGGGCCGGCGGCGAGGAUCAUGUACGCGGACUACUACGCCUACGCCAUGGACAUGCUCCGCGACCCGGCGCGCUUCGGCUUCACCGCGCCCGUCGCGGCGUGCUGCGGCGCGGGCGGCCCCCCGUACAACUUCCAGUUGGACGCGCGGUGCGGGAUGAAGGGCGCGACCGCGUGCGGCGACCCGUGGAGGCACGAGUCCUGGGACGGCGUCCACCCGACGGAGGCGGUGAACAGGCUCGUCGCCGACGGGUGGCUCAGGGGACCAUACUGCCACCCUCCCAUCCUGCAGUAAUUAAUAGAUCACCGGCGACAUGAUUUACUAGCUUCUUAUCAUCUUGAGAUGGUAGUGGGACAGAUGUGUGUGUUGUAGCAGCAGAAUGAAGAUGCAGGGAAAACGUGGUGUUUAGUAGCUUCUGGCUUCCGAUCAUCUCCAUCUGCCAACACCUUCGCGGCCUUUAGUCUCUAGCAGAUUCUGUAAAGCUCUGGGGUACCUUGGGCGGAAUAUAUCCCGUAAAUGCGUCCUGCAAAA